Molecule: messenger RNA, 6191 nt
Organism: Xyrichtys novacula (pearly razorfish)
Lineage: Eukaryota; Metazoa; Chordata; Actinopteri; Labriformes; Labridae
Source: the annotation of a GenBank genome assembly
GAGCUCUUUAAACGCAGAAGAUGCUGAGUCUGCUCCUCAGAGCGUCACACACUGAACACAGCUCUGCUCCUCCUGCUGCUGCUGCUCGCUCUGGUACUGGUUCUGGUUCUUUGUUUUGGUUUCUGCUCCUCACUCGCUCAUCCUCUCACGCUCUCAUCUCCUCGGAACAUGGACUCCGGGUCGCUGUGAACCGAAACUCCAGCUCACGCACAGUUCCCGGGGAUCAUCAGGCUCACUAUGAUGUCCUCUUACUAUCAUCCCACCAAGGAGGCGGAGAUGGCGGCCAUGACGGAGCCGCUCUGCCUGGAGAGAGGUACCGAACCAGCUGACCCGGUUCGCUGCGACCCAUUAAAUCUGAAUUUGUGUGUUUGACAUGCGCAGUCGGCUCUCCACUAAACAGAAUUAUGAAUGAGUAUCGAGAGGUUUUGUGUCAGACUCGAACAUCAGGGGCUGUCGCAGUUUUUUCUGCAGAUGUGUAAACGGCUCGGCCUGUCGCGCGACCAACAGCGCGUGUCCGGUCGGGUCCUCUCGUGCUCUCCGUUCAGACUGAUCCGGUUAUUAAUAACGUCCUGCUGGGAAGCACGCGGGCUGUUGUCCGUAAGAAGGCUCACGGGUAAUCCCGCACAGAGGUGGAGACGUGCGGGCCUGCAGACAUGCACAGGUGCUCCUAGGACCGGGGUUUAGAUAUGAACACAGGAGCAGACCUGCAGUUAGGAUCUGCUGCAAAUUAUACAAUAAAUAUGACAGGGAUUUAAUGCAAAGGUGGGAUUAAAUUUAGUGCAUUUAAAGGAAACGUGCAAUUUAACACAGAUUAUAAAUCCUGCAGCAGAAUAAUGAGCAGAAUCAGUAAUACUUCAAUAAUCUCCAGGGGGAAUUUUCUUUUUGUUACAGGAAAGAGGAGAUAAAUAAGUAGAUAAAGAAAUAAUCAAAUAAGCAAUAUGUAUACAGUUUUACAAUGUACAAGUAUGUACGCUACAUACAACACAAAAUAGUGGUGCAGGCAAAAAACAUGACCCCAGUGAUUUGACACCUGCAGGACCAAAUCUGUGUUAUUUUACUGUCACAAACUUUGCAAAUGUAUGAGUUUAAAAAUGUGAAAAAGGCAAAAAAACAUGAAAAAUAACAUAACAUGACAAUAAAGUGUAUUUAUACUUUUAUUUAGAGUUCAUCAAUAUUUCUGUUUAAUGAAGUUUAAUAUAAAGAAUCUGUAAAAGUUAUUUAAAACAUGCAGCUGAAAAUGAAAGUGAAGCAGCAGGUUCUUUUGUGCAAAAAACAAAAAUAAGAGAUUCCAGUUCAGUAAUAAUCCCAGGCUGCAGAUUUAGAGGUUAGUAAGACUUAGUGAAAGGGAUAUUCUGGCGUAAGAUUAAUUUAGGGUCAAACACACCAUAACACUGAGUUAGACCCCCCCUCCAUAGAUGAAUGUUGCUGACCGCUUGCUUCUCUAGUUAUACCAACUUUAGUAACGACCGCACGAUAGCAAUACAGAGCGGUCUGAGGAGCCAUAAACAAACCUCGACCAAAACGCCACUCUAUAGCCACAAAUAAUGCUCAGAACAGCUCUUAACUUCAUCAACAGGACAUAUAGGGUCACAGACAUAGUACUAGACACCAAACAUCUUUUUAACUUUGACUCAUUUCUUUAGCAAAGAGACUAAACACAACUCACCUACUCUCUUCCAGCAGCUGCUUGUUUGUAGCGAGACCUCAGGCCAGUCCAUUACGGACUACUGCGGGGUGUCGCAGCUCAAGGAAGAACAUUUAUGAUCAUUUCUUUAUCAUUGAAGUAGUAAUCACCAUAUUAGUCAUUUUGUAGACGUGGUAGUUCUUAAACAUCUCGGUCUGAUUACAUUUUUAUGAACAAGCAGAGCAGAGAUGUUAAAACUGGGGUAAUAAUGUGUUUGGUAGAGGGUCGUUCCAGUCAAACUAAACCUACUUAAAAUAAAAGCAAAGAUGAGCCUCUUUUGGUCCUUCUGGGACACCAACAGCCUGAUUGUAUUUUGGUUUUUAAGUUGAUAAAAUGAUGUUUUCCAAGACAACAAAACAGCUGAUUUUUUUGUGUUCUCUUGCAGCCAAAAUAUUAACCGCCUCCAUUUCAACCAGUUGAAGUAUUUGUUAAAGUUUUCAGGGAGAAUGUCAAACAUUUAGUUUGAGUUAUGACCCCUCUUGGAAACCUCGCCUGAGGCCUGUUCAAGCUGGAAGAGCGAGGCGUUCAUCGUUCAGGCCUGUGUCGACUGAAUCUGAAGUGAUAGACUGUCACAGUGAGCCGUGUCCCUGAAGAUCCUCUGAGCCGACUGUGCUUUGUACUGGCCUUGUCUGUGUUUGUGUGCUCCUGUUUAAUGUGUGUGUGUGUGUCAGAUGUGUGCAGGGUGAUUGAGCUCCUGGACCGGCUGCAGCGGAGCGGCGAGCUGCCUCCUCCCAAACUGCAGGCGCUGCAGAGAGUCCUGCAGAGCAAGUUCUGCGCUGCUAUCAGAGAGGUUUGCACACACUCAUGCACGCGCAACAGGAUGUGUGUUUCUGCAUGCACGGAAUAUUUACAUAGUUUUUGAAUGCACUGUUUGUUGUUUAGUCUUCUGUGCAGCUAGAGUGUAUUGUGGCCCUUAAACACUAGAUAGUAAACGUGGUGAUUGUGUGUUUGAUAUGUCAUUUUUCUGCAGGUGUACGAGCAGCUGUACGACACUCUGGACAUCGUUGGAGGACCAGAGGUUCGUGCUCAGGCUACAGCAAAGGUAUCCCAGGCUUUUUUGAUCACUUACUUUAGAGUCACUGAGCUGAGUUUUAAUUGCACAAGCAGAGCAACGAGUGGGUUGUCUAUGUACUUCAGAGGUGUGGUACAUGAUUCCCUAAUGGGCAGAAUUUGGCAGGAAGAAAUCAUGAAAUGAGAGCAGAGAUCCCAAAACUCUGUGAACAUCAGAGAGACUCGAUUCUGACAGCUGAGAGGUUGAAAGGAAUAUUAAUGGAUCCCGGCCACCACUCCCAGAAGCUUUGCAGUCCCCCUGCACGACUCUCUGUCUGUCUUCUUGCAUCAACAGCCCCUCAAAAUGUGAUUUCUUCAUCUUCUUUAUCCUCCUCCUCAGUAACAGUGAUCAUCUCCCCAGACUUGCUGCUCUGACUUUAGGGCUUUGGCACUUUCAUGGUCAGUCCGUUCUUCCGUCGGACCGAAAGACGAAAAUAAAUCCAGGACGCUCAGGAUUAAUGAGGGCCGCUAAUCUGAUGUCCGCAGCAUAAACAGGCAGAUUACCGAGUUAUAAUUAACAGACCAAAACAACAGCCAAUCACUGUCUGACGUCUGCUGUGUGUUUUCUAUGAGCUCAGACUCUAAAUCAGGACCAACAAUGUCCAGACUGCUUUACAGAUCACAGAUUAUGUGUGAAAAAUUCAGUGUUUUUGCAGAUUAGGGUGAUUUAUUUUCCAAAUCAUAACGUCCCCUCCUCCUCCACAGGCCACAGUGGCAGCCUUCGCAGCCAGCGAAGGCCACGCCCACCCGAGGGUGGUGGAGCUGCCCAAGACGGAUGAGGGUCUGGGCUUCAACAUCAUGGGGGGCAAAGAGCAGAACUCCCCCAUCUACAUUUCCAGAGUGAUCCCGGGGGGCGUGGCCGACCGCCAGGGAGGACUGAAGAGAGGAGACCAGCUGCUGUCCGUCAACGGGGUGGUAAGAGGCUCCGCCUGCUCACUCCGUAACUGUACAUGUACGAGACAGAAACUUAGUCAGUGUCAGUGGAUGACCUACACAUCUUCAGCUGCAGAGAAAACCCAAAGAGGAGAUGCAAAUCAGAGGAAAAUUCAUAGCAUAAGCCGCUAAAAAGAAAAAAGAGAAUAUUUCCAGAAUUAAAGAUUUAGAAAAAGAGAUAAAAGAUGAGGAAUUAGACCUGUCAAAACACUUUACAAUGGGAAAUUUCAAGAACUCUGCAAGCUUAAAUGUUCCUUACAUGGAUCAUCAGGAAGAAAAAUGUGCACUUUAUAGAUUGAAAACAAACUUUUAAAAAAGGAGAUGCAAACAGAGGUUCACGAUGUGGUCCCAGAAUUAUCCUGUUAACACUGCUGCACUUCUGAGCGACACAUUUCACCUGAAAAACUCCCAGGGAAAAGUCAGAAGCAGUGUUCACUUUGUGUCGAACAGAUUUAAGAACCACAAGUUUGAGCGAUCCUCCUGCAAUAUUAAAAGCCUUUAUAAAUACUGUGUGCCAGUAUUACAGAGGGUGUUCAGGAGAUGUGCAAUCAGCUACAGACACUGAAAAACUAACAGUUUCACCCAAACAAGACCUACAAAAACAGCAAAAGCAUCCAAACCAGAAGCUAAAAAAUGCAAAUCACUGGACAUGUGUGUAUAAUCUAAAUAGUCUGAAUAACUGCACACUGUACUGACACAAAUGGACAUGAGAGGUCUUUAAACAAGAAUUUAAAAUGUAGAACAAUGAAACUUUAAACAGGCAGUUAAGAGUGCAGUUAGCUGAUAAAAUUGAGACAUUCACAUGUGUGCGCUGACAUUUAUCACCUUAUAAUGAGUUGAAAUUGAGUUGAAAUCGUCACCAAGUCCCUGAGAACCUUUUUUACUCACUGUUUGCUGUUUUUGGAGAGUCAUAUUGUCAUCCUGGUCUAUAAUUUUACAGACACACACUUUAUUUCUCAUAUUAAAGUGAUUUUUUAAAGCUGGGCUGGAGUGCAGCAGUUUGUUGAAAUUGAAACUCCUCAUAAAAGACCAAAACUGAACCUGAGCAGAUCUGUUUUUUUGUUCUAUCAUGUCAGAAUAUUCGUCUUGUCACACCAAAGCAAAAGUCUUUUCAGUAUUUUUACUACAAACCAAAUUACAGCAGCUCGUCAGCAUGUAACAGAAGCACUUUGGUGUAGAGUCUUUAUGAAAAUGUCCAGAGGAGUCCUCUGAUCUGGGUCCCCUCUCUGCUGGUCUCUGUGAUCAUCACUCGGUCUGGAGCUCUCCAGGACACAGCGUGACGCCGUCUGUCUUGUCUGUGUCCCUGCAGAGCGUGGAGGGCGAGCACCACGAGAAGGCCGUGGAGCUGCUGAAGGCGGCGCAGGGCUCGGUGAAGCUGGUGGUCCGUUACACCCCCAAGGUCCUGGAGGAGAUGGAGGCCCGCUUUGAGAAGAUGAGGAGCGCCCGCAGACGACAGCAGCACACCAGCUACUCGUGAGGAUGAACACGAUCGCUGUUGAAUAUUUUUGUGUCUGCAGGGAUUUAACACUCAGAACUCCCACGUGACACCAUUCAUAUUUACAGUUUCUCAGGAUCUAUACCGCGUAUCUCUACGGAAUAAAAAGUGUUCAAAAGUUCACCCUUUUGGUGAUCUAUCAAGGGUUUCUAGACAUUUCUACACCUGCCACAAGGUUUACAAUCCAGCCACAAAAAUAGGUGUUUGAGGAUUUUAGAUUUAUUUUUAAAUAAAUAAAUAAAUUAAUAUAUAAAUAAAUAAAAAACAGGCAGACCAAAAAUAGUAGAAUAUAACUGGGAGUUUAAGGGUCAAUCCAGAAUGAUUUCAGGACCAUGGAUAGCUCAGCCAAGUCAUGUGUCCCAAAGCAGCCAAUAAAAACUCGGUUCUUUCCACCUUCACCGCCACAAAGUGUCUGAUGAAUUUGAACUUUAUUUUGUGUAUUUUUAGGAGUUUCCCAUCAUGCAUUGUAACCCCCUCUGUGUUCCUUCACAGGUCUCUGGAGUCCAGGGGCUGAUCCUCCAUCUCUUCAUCCUCCCCUCCUCCUCCUCCUCCUCCUCCUCCUCCUCCCGCUCUCUGUUCCUUUGGGAGGAGAGACCGUAGAUGAGAAGCAAAAACCAAAGUAGCCUACCAACACGUGUUACCUGAACUUCCUCAUGAGGCCCCGCCCCUUCUUCCUGUUUCCUGUUUCUUAGAGAUUCGGAGUGAAGCUGCUUGUUGUCAGACGUGCCUGUGUGUUAUAAUCCUCAGCAUCCUCUUACUAAAGGGCAACUUAUUAUCUAAAUGUGAUCUGGAUGAAAUUCUCAGUGUUUCUAUCGUCAUUAUUGUCAUGUGGGUCACUGCGUCCCUCAGCAGUGUCUGCAGGUUUUAACCUCACUGCUGCUCCUCUAUCUCCUGUCCCAGCUGGAGGGCUGACCAUUAGCAUCAGGAAGAGCUAAACUGUCAUCAUCUUAGUGACAUGUUUUUAUUCAUGUAUUUGUAUUUAUUUAUUACAUAUAUAUUCAUGAAAUAAAGUCAAACUGUGCAGGUUGA